This is a messenger RNA of Eruca vesicaria subsp. sativa (arugula), 671 nucleotides long. Lineage: Eukaryota; Viridiplantae; Streptophyta; Magnoliopsida; Brassicales; Brassicaceae. The record is from the annotation of a GenBank genome assembly.
AUGGCGCGCCUUCUCUUCCGUCUUCUCGGAGAAUCCAACACUCCGUCGCCGGUGACAGAUACCUCCACCGCCGCUUUGAACUCCAACCUCGUCAUCAUCCUCGCCACUCUCCUCUGCGCCAUGGUCUGCGUUCUCGGUCUAAUCGCCGUUUCUCGAUGCGUCUGGCUCCGUCGUCUCGCCGCCGGUAACCGAAUCUCCUCCGGCGGUUCCGGUCAAUCUCCACCGCCCCAGGUAGCAGCGGCGAACAAAGGCUUGAAGAAGAAAGUGCUCCAGUCUCUCCCGAAGGUGACUUUCUCGCCGGAAUCGCCUUCGUCGGAGAAUUUCGCCGAGUGUGCGAUUUGCCUGACGGAGUUCUCCGCCGGAGACGAGCUUCGGGUUUUGCCGCAGUGUGGUCACGGUUUCCACUUGUCUUGCAUUGACACGUGGCUUGGUUCUCACUCGUCUUGUCCUUCUUGCCGUAGGAUCUUGGUGGUUUCUAGGUGUCAUAAGUGUGGCGGUUUACCCGGUAGCUCUAGUUCAGGACCCGAAAUCGAGAUCCGAAUCAAGCAAGGCGAAGAUGAUCCUAACUCCUCCUUGCCUUGAGUUUUUUUUUUAGUUUCUUUGUGUUUUAGAUAUAUAACUCCAUAAGUUUAAGCAGAUCAUUUUUAGUGGAUACUGUUUACUCCCUUAAU